UCCAAAAAGCAAAUCUAGAAAACACAACACGCUCAAGAUUGGAGAGCCAAAAAGCAAAUAUUAGAAAAUGAUUUCUGGGGUCUCUUCUUCUUGUUUCCCGAAUGUGACACAAGGCUCAAAAAUGUAUUCUGUGGCCGAGGACGUUGUUUCAUCUUCUAUGGAAGUAAGUUCAGGUCCAGAUACUCACUCUAAUUCUCUUCUUUACACUCUUUCUUUGCUUAAAGACAAGGUCCAUCAGGUUCAAUCUGUCGUCGGCAUUCUCAUCUCCCCAGAUCAUCAAAAUCAGCCUGAGUCGACCUCCAUAGCUGUGGCCAGCAUGGGUUCUUUAGUUCAAGAAAUAAUCGCGGCGGCUUCUUCAAUGUUGUUCACUUGCCAGCAAAUGACUCUUCGAUCCCCUCCAGGUAACAAUAACACAAAUAUUGAAUUGCACCAACAUCAUGAUGUUAAAGUUGCUGAUGCCGCCGCAGGAUUAUCGCAACCAAAUAAUUUUGAUGGCAAUAUUAAUAAUCGUUUCGGUAACAUCGGCCAAGAAAGAGGGCAACAAGGUUUCUGUUCUAGUGUGAGUUUCGAUUGGUAUGGCGACAAUAUCUACAACUAUGGUACGAACGAUAAUAGUCAAGGCACGCAUAAUCCGAGCAACGAUAAUAGAGUUGAAACUGAUCAUGAAGCGAGGGAAUUGUCGCGAGGCGUUGAGUUUAGUGAAGGUCAUGAAGGAUCACAGGGGCUUUCUUCAAGCAGUAAUGAUAUUAUCGAAUUGAAUGCGGCUGAUUUAUUAGCCAAGUACACACAUUAUUGUCAAGUUUGUGGUAAGGGUUUCAAGAGAGAUGCAAAUUUGAGAAUGCAUAUGAGAGCUCAUGGUGAGGAAUACAAGACUAGCGCAGCCUUGACAAAUCCUUUGAAGAACAUGAAUGUAACAAUGGGAAACAAAGAGUCUGCCAUGAAAAUUACUAGAAAAUAUUCAUGUCCGCAAGAAGGGUGUAGGUGGAACAAGAAACAUGCCAAAUUCCAACCACUGAAAUCGAUGAUUUGUGUGAAGAACCACUACAAGAGGAGCCAUUGCCCCAAGAUGUAUGUUUGCAAGAGAUGCAAUAGGAAGCAAUUCUCGGUGCUUUCUGAUCUUCGGACUCAUGAAAAGCACUGUGGGGAUCUCAAAUGGCAGUGCUCAUGCGGUACCACAUUCUCCAGGAAGGACAAACUAAUGGGUCAUGUUGCUUUGUUUGCUGGGCACACCCCACUCAUCAUUGCUAAUUUGAAGAAGCCCGGAAAAGUACUGGACCACCAAUUACCACAAAUAUACAACUAGAUAAUAGGCCGGGGUUGAUCAAUGAUGCGGAGUACUGACUAGUAUGGCUUCUAUUCUCCGUGAAAAUGGGUUUGUGUUUCUUUUGGUAAGCUCAUGUAUGACUCUUAAAGGUGUAGCAGUACUUUUUUUUCUUUCUUUAGCGAUAUACUCUAUAUAUUGUAUACGAAUGAACACUGAAAUGGUAUUAAUUUAUAG
Pistacia vera is the source of this 1498-nucleotide messenger RNA. Its product is annotated as protein SENSITIVE TO PROTON RHIZOTOXICITY 2-like. The record is from RefSeq and is a predicted model, not a curated record. Bases 68 to 1303 code for a protein of 411 amino acids. NCBI's taxonomy places the organism in Eukaryota, Viridiplantae, Streptophyta, Magnoliopsida, Sapindales, Anacardiaceae. Gene Ontology annotation, biological process: response to acidic pH; response to aluminum ion. The transcript is spliced from 2 exons.